AAGUUUCGGGCCGAGCGACAGUUGCGCCGCAACUGACGUCUCUCUCGGUUCAACGCUAUCACGUCGACGAUCACUGUGUACAUAUGCAUUACCUGCCGCACGCGUAUCUAUGAUUACUCAAGUUUGUAUACGCGUACCACUCCCGCUACUGCGUGUUCGCGCAUUUUGUGGAAUUUCCAGGAGAGAACGUAAUUUGGAGUAUUGGCGGAAUAUCGACAAGUGCGCAUCAGUGUUCAAGCGAUGGGGGACGCAGCGAUGAACGUCGCAGCGUCCGGUGGCGGCGGCGCCGGCGGCGGCGGCAGCGGCGGCGGCAGCGGCGGCGGCGGCGGCAGCGGCGGCAGCGGUCAACGUAUCGUCAAAGAGGGCUGGCUUCAAAAACGCGGUGAGCACAUUAAAAAUUGGAGAUCAAGAUACUUUGUCUUGAGAGACGAUGGUACUCUGGUUGGAUUCAAGGCAAAACCCGAUCAACAAAUGGCUACAUCUGCGCAGCCGUUAAAUAACUUUACAGUGCGUGGGUGCCAAAUAAUGUCAGUGGACAGACCUAAGCCCUAUACAUUUGUUAUCAGAGGCCUGCAGUGGACAACAGUAAUCGAGAGGACAUUUCAUGUGGAAACUGAGCAAGAAAGAGAAGACUGGGUAGCAGCAAUCAGAUAUGUAGCUGAUAGAUUAGCCAAUGUAGAGCAUCAGCAACAAGAACAACCACAAAUGCAACAAUCUUCCUCUUCGGAGGAUGUUGAUAUGGAAUCGUCAAUAGGUGCUAGAUCCGAUUCCUGUACUUCUUUAGGUGUUGUAUCUGCAGAUGCAGAUGGUGGUAGUAUUGAUGAAUUAUCAGCAAAAUUCAGUGUACAAGGAACUUCAAGUAGUAAAAGUACUGGUAAAAAGAAAGUAACACUUGAAAAUUUCGAAUUUUUAAAAGUUUUGGGAAAAGGUACAUUUGGAAAGGUAAUUCUAUGUAGAGAAAAGGCGACAGGGCAUUUAUACGCUAUCAAAAUCUUAAGAAAAGAAGUUAUUAUUCGUAAGGAUGAAGUGGCGCACACACUUACUGAAAAUAGAGUAUUACGUACUACAAGUCAUCCUUUUUUAAUUUCGUUGAAAUAUAGUUUCCAAACAGCAGAUAGGCUAUGUUUUGUUAUGGAAUAUGUAAAUGGUGGCGAGUUAUUUUUCCACUUGAGUCGAUCGCGAGUAUUUGGUGAAGACCGUACUAGAUUUUACGGCGCAGAAAUUAUAUCGGCCCUUGGUUAUUUGCACUCUCAAGGCAUUAUAUACCGUGACCUUAAAUUGGAGAAUCUCCUUUUGGAUAAGGAUGGACAUAUAAAAAUUGCUGAUUUUGGCUUAUGUAAAGAAGACAUUACAUACGGAAGAACGACAAAGACCUUUUGUGGAACGCCGGAAUAUUUGGCACCAGAAGUACUAGAAGAUAACGAUUAUGGGCGAGCUGUAGAUUGGUGGGGUGUUGGUGUAGUCAUGUAUGAAAUGAUGUGUGGUCGAUUACCUUUUUAUAACAGAGAUCACGAAAAGCUAUUUACGCUUAUUUUAUUGGAAGAAGUAAGGUUUCCUAGGACGAUUAGCAACGAAGCAAGAGACAUGCUCGGUGGUUUGUUAAUAAAAGACCCAAGUAGAAGAUUAGGUGGUGGACCCAACGACGCGAAGGACAUCAUGAACCAUGCAUUCUUCUCGUGUAUCAAUUGGGCAGACCUUGUUCAGAAGAAGAUUCCCCCUCCUUUCAAGCCACAAGUGACUUCAGAUACUGACACUCGAUAUUUUGAUAGUGAAUUUACCGGCGAAAGUGUUGAACUUACACCUCCAGAUCAAGGCUGUUUAGGUAGUGGAGGGGGUCUGAAUUCUAUAGCAGAAGAGCAAGAACAUUUCCCCCAGUUUUCAUACCAAGACAGUCACUCUGCAGCAACUUCUUCCAUUGUUUCUAUUAAUCACUGACAGUGUCAAGUGUCUUGAUUAAUUAAUAUAACAAGAUGUGUGGUUUAAUGCAUGAAAAAUCUCAAGCAGAAACAUCUGAUCACAACUGUAUCUGACGAUUGUCUGCGAAGCUUAAAGCUUUCCCAAUAGACAGAUCAAUCAAAUUACCAUUCUUUACGAUGCUUUUUUUAUGCAUCCUAUGAGAUCGUCACACAUAUCUCCAACGGCGAAUUAGAUUUAUGCGUACGAAUGUGCGCGCGCAUAUAACACCUAUACACAUAACUAUUCAUUAAAGUUGUAUAUGGCAAAAUGUAUACUGUAAGAUUACAUCGAUAUAAUACGAUAUAGUACGAUUAAUACUUGCUGCAUAAGCUCGAAGAAUUAUGACAGGGAUUAAAUUACGUUCUCAAUUGAAUCAAGUUAACUAAAACUCCUUGAGACACGUAUUGUGAAUAUUGAACAAUUUUCUCGUCUUCAAGGAACGCGUAGUAACCAUAAGUAUAAUCUUGUGUUUAACAGAGUCAUCGCUUGACACUUUCCAGGCUCGCUGUCAUUGUUUAUUAUCUCAUUUAUGGAGGGGCAGUUCCUGAUCCUUUUUAAUCCGGUAGAUGACUUACGGCAGAUGCCAAAGUAGAAAAUUAAAAAUGGCAAAAUGUCAAUAAGGAGAGAAAAAUAAAAAAAAAAUGGUUUAUCCAUUGUGAAAAAGUAGAAUUGUAGGAGAUCAGCUUUAAUUGAAUGUAUAAAUUCGAGAGAUCACUUUUUUAGCCUUAUAAAGAUAUUAUGACUGGCAAUAAUUGGAGAUGUGCGAGUAUUCGAGACACUAGCAUAAUAUAUGAAUUGUAUCGAGUUCGGCAUAUUUGUCGAAGCAAAUGUUUGACUAUUUUUGGGAUUAUUUGAAAGGAUAGGGAUUGUUUAAAAGAAGCUCAUGGCUUGAAAUAUUUUCCGCCUACUUUAUAAGGAUUUUCUUCGAAAAGGUACCUAUUGGAAUAGUUCUUUAAUGGUGAUAACGAAAUACAAUAUUGUGCGUGAAUAUUUCGUUGAUUCAUCAUCAAAGCGGGAUUGUUGCCAGCUAGUAAUGUUAACGUUGCAAAAUGAUUUGUGCAUAAUUGUGAUUAAAGUGCUUAGUGUAUAAUCAUUCUUUGAUGCGAGUAUAUUGUUACACUUGAAUGCGAAUACGAAAAUAUAAAAUAAUUAUACAGUCAGUUUAAUUACCCUAUUUUUAAAUCUAUCGAAACUAGUCACACAAUCUAUAUCAUUUAGGUAAACUGUUCCAUGCACGUUUACAAAAUCUCGGUGAUUUAGAGCUAGAAAAUGUGCAGGAAUACAUUUAAGAAAUUUGUAGGUUGAAAAUAUGUUGAUCGCAAUUAUGAGCGCGGUUCGAGUAAGUUUUAUCCGAAGUCAAAUAAAAUACGUGAUAUGAUAUAUGUUAAACUGAAGAAACUCACACAUUUCUAAUUAUAACAAAUUUUUAACCGAAGCAUCCGUUUUCCUAAUGAAAUCAAGCUAUUCGUUAUGUAUCUUUAUGUAUCAUUGAUGAAUAGUAAUAAUUGUGAAUUAGAUGGAAA
This is a messenger RNA of Harpegnathos saltator (Jerdon's jumping ant), 3479 nucleotides long. RefSeq names its product AKT serine/threonine protein kinase (gene Akt). Gene Ontology annotation, molecular function: protein serine/threonine kinase activity; ATP binding. Bases 241 to 1935 code for a protein of 564 amino acids. The record is from RefSeq and is a predicted model, not a curated record. Gene Ontology annotation, biological process: protein phosphorylation. Lineage: Eukaryota; Metazoa; Arthropoda; Insecta; Hymenoptera; Formicidae. The transcript is spliced from 7 exons.